GUGGGUCGAAUACUGUACGCAUUCGCAGACCCCCCGGAAGAUUGUUUUCGUUCGCGUGUCCCCCUCCUCCCGGUGUUGGAUAAUAAACUCCCGGUUUUAAUCCUUUUCCUCCACCAAAAUGCUCUUAUCAAAGUGGAUUCCACCGGUCCGGUGUUUGCAUAAAGCGGUGCAAUCUGCACGAGGAGCGGCAGUUUUGAACGCCGAGACGAAAAAAUGCAUCCGCAAUCCGAACAAGUCCAGUCCACUAACUCACCUGCCGGAUUACACAUUCAUGGAUGGCCGCAUUACACCGUACGGGUCGAAUCAGAAAAAACGCAUCCUGCAGCAGCGUGAAAUUGCGAAGCAGAUAGUAACGCUCUCGAAGGAGAUGGAUUUCGCCGUUGAACGCCACAGUCGCCUCGAACAGGAAGCGCAGGAAGCGAAACAGAAACUGUUGCGCGAAAAGCUUAAACCCAAAGGUCAUUUAUUGUUGAAAAAGACCCAGUGAAGGGGUUUGAGGUAGCUUCAAUAAACGUAAGAGUUGAUAGUCGCUUA
This is a messenger RNA of Anopheles aquasalis, 534 nucleotides long. RefSeq names its product mitochondrial ribosomal protein L52 (gene mRpL52). Gene Ontology annotation, molecular function: structural constituent of ribosome. NCBI's taxonomy places the organism in Eukaryota, Metazoa, Arthropoda, Insecta, Diptera, Culicidae. Gene Ontology annotation, biological process: mitochondrial translation. Gene Ontology annotation, cellular component: mitochondrial large ribosomal subunit. The record is from RefSeq and is a predicted model, not a curated record.